AUUUGCGUUUUGACUUUCUGGCGUGCAAAAUGGAUAUACAGCAGCUCUUUGGCGGCGUAAGGUUUCAGUCACAAUCUGGUGUUGACAGCCCCGUAACCGAUACGGCCGAGACGGUCCACAUCUCAUCACUAGCGCUUCUCAAGAUGCUAAAGCAUGGACGUGCGGGUGUUCCCAUGGAGGUGAUGGGGCUCAUGCUGGGAGAAUUCGUGGAUGAUUACACGGUCCGGUGUGUUGAUGUAUUUGCGAUGCCUCAGUCGGGGACGGGCGUCUCCGUGGAGGCGGUCGAUCCAGUUUUCCAGGCUAAAAUGAUCGACAUGAUCAAGCAAACCAACAGGAACGAAGUUGUGAUUGGAUGGUACCAUAGCCAUCCAGGAUUUGGGUGUUGGCUGUCGGGCGUGGAUAUGAGUACUCAGCAGAGUUUCGAGCAGUUGAACCCAAGGGCGGUGGCCGUGGUAGUCGACCCCAUUCAGAGCGUGAGAGGAAAAGUUGUGAUUGAUGCGUUUAGACUUGUCAACUCGCAGCUUUCUGUCCUUGGACAGGAAGCUCGUCAAACAACUAGCAACAUUGGGUACUUGCAGAAGCCGUCUAUCCAGGCACUUAUUCACGGUUUGAAUCGUCACUACUAUUCUUUAGUGAUCAAUUAUCGAAAGAACGAGCUUGAGCAAAAAAUGCUGGCCAACUUGCACAAAAAGAAAUGGACAGACGCACUUUCGAUGACGCCCUACGACAAGCAUGCGAAGUUCAACGAAAACACGGUGGAAAAGAUGCUAUCGCUGGCUAAGGAGUACUCGAAGGUUGUUCAGGAAGAGGAGGACAUUCCUCCCGAGAAACUGUUGGUGCAAAAAGUGGGUAAGCUAGAUCCCAAGAAGCAUUUGGAACAAGAUUUGCAGAAGCUGAUGGCAUCCAACAUCAUUCAGAACUUAGGGACGAUGCUGAAUACAAUAGCCAUAUAGGGUCCGAGCGACGUAUGCACAGUUGAGACGCGGUCUGUAUAGGGAGGAUGAGGCGGUGUUACACGGGAAUUUUUAUUUUACAAUUUAACGCGAAUAUCGUGUG
Messenger RNA from Schistocerca gregaria, 1056 nucleotides. RefSeq lists its product as uncharacterized. The record is from RefSeq and is a predicted model, not a curated record. NCBI's taxonomy places the organism in Eukaryota, Metazoa, Arthropoda, Insecta, Orthoptera, Acrididae. The coding region runs from base 30 to 953 and encodes 307 amino acids. Gene Ontology annotation, biological process: protein deubiquitination; proteasome-mediated ubiquitin-dependent protein catabolic process. Gene Ontology annotation, molecular function: proteasome binding; metallopeptidase activity; protein binding. Gene Ontology annotation, cellular component: proteasome regulatory particle, lid subcomplex. The transcript is spliced from 5 exons.